CUUUAAUAGUCUAUCUUAUAUAUAGGAAUGAUUUACAAUAAUAAAUGGUAACUUCCCUACGAAUCUAUGUCAGUAAUAAGCUCUUCCAUGUUCAGAAUAGGUUCUUCUGUUUUGAAUACAAUGACCACAAGAAAUCCAUCUACACGACUAAGUUUUAUCUCGAUAGAACAAUGAGAAGACGGAGUUGAUCUGAAAAAUGUGAUGUAUUAACACUAUACAUUUUGAACAAUCUGGUUCAUCGAUAGCAAAACAUAUAAUUGAGACGGCGCACAAAAUUAACAUUAAUACAGCAUUUAGAAUGUUGUAUAGAAAGUGUCAAGGACGAAUUCUCAAGUUUAUUGAAGCCUUACCUAUUCGUAAAGUUAGACCCCUCCUAUGCCUAGAGAAGCAAUUUGUCGUAACCUUGAAUUUACCUUGGUAAUCCUUAAGUCAUUCUAUGGCCUAGGAUAACGAGACAAUUUCUUAUUCUUUCUCUUCCCUUAGUUAUUUUACUUGAACUUUCAUUUAAUUGACCUUUAUUAAUUUUCAUAUAAAAAUGCCUUGAUAAGUAUAUCUGUGUGAUCAGAUUGUUCGAAAUGUAUACCCGCAAAUACAUCCCAUUUUUCAGAUCAACUCCAUCUUCUCAUUGUUCUAUCGAAAUUUAUAAAAGGGACUAAUUGCUUCAAGUUUUAUCCUUCUUACAGGGUAGUGAACAAGAACGAAAGUGGCGACGGUUGAAUGUACGUGUUCAUACCCUUACAAAGCAUUUCACUAAAAUUAGAGAACCAUACAUUACAUAGUUAAUUUGCAAAAUAUCAAUCCAUCGUAUCAAAUUUGACUGUUCCUUCUGUAAAUAUCAGUCCAUUGUCUCAGAUUUUAUUGUUCAUGCAUUUUCCUACCAAUUUCGUAUCGCUUCUGUUCUUUCCUUAUGGAUCUUCUACUGAAAUACAUUCUAUGCCUGAUCACCGUUAUAUACUACUUAUGUGGAUAUAAGUAACCCACACCUCACUCAUCCCUUCUUUAAAACAUUCAUUCUUGUGAUGGUUCUGCUCGCCGUGCCACUUUCUUCUUCUUUAAAAUCUGUGUCACACCCUCCGUCAAAAUGUCGAGUCUGAGGCACGCUGACCUCCAUAGUUCCGUCGACCUGCAGGAGCACCAUCAUCUGAUAUCCUCCCGGAAUCAGUUUACAACUACUUUAGCAUUUUAUCCAACGUUUAAGUAUGAACUGUACUAAGGUGAUCUAUGUAAUAUCAAUGGCAGUUAAUGACUUCAUGUUGAUAUCCCAAUAUAUCUGUAGGCUUUCCAGGUGUCAAUAUGCACGAUUAUGUUUGGAUGAACAUAAUUUUUGAUUAUAGGAAUAAGGAUAAAUCUCUUACCCUAUUCCACUUUUUAAAAUAGUGGUCCAACUCACUUUCAACUUUCCUCUUUUGUAAUAUUUACCUUCUACAGAUACUCAACUAUAGUAGCUUGAUUAAAAUGUCUCAUCAAUCAACUUACAGUAAACCUUUUGUCAAUAUUAGACUUUGGUUUAUAUUCUAUUUGAAUAAGAGUUUGAAAUAUCGAUAUCAAUCAUGAUUGUUUCGAGUAGUAUAGAUUGAUUUAAUUGAAAAUUCCUCAGAGAAUUAAUAUAUUAUAUAUAUAUACACAUUCGGGCUCGUGAGCACCUACCCGUAUGGUUAAGCAAAGGUGUUGUCAAAACUGUUGACAGCUCCAUCUUAGACCAUUUAGUCCAAACAGGACAUACAGACAACAUGGAGCAAUCUUUUGCAAUAGUCUAUCGUGUCAACAGCAGUCUACCUUAUUCCGUCAGACUGAGAAUCCUACAGACGGCUGAAGCAAUGGCUAUUCGAAUCAAAAAGCUAGAGCUUUGUAUUCAAAAAAAGUAUGUUCAGCCACUCCUUUUACCCUGGCCAACUAGCUAAUAAUCAAUCUUAUAAUGGGGUGACGUAAUCUGGUUGAUGUUCAUUUUUUAGGUCCCAAACUUAUUAUUAUUAUUACUAUUAUUGUCUUUACACUUGAUAACCCCCAUUUUUGAGGAAUUUAUUCAAUAUCCACCCCUGAAUCUACUAUAGUUGACCUAAUUAUUUUACAUAUUACGUAAUUUCCGAUUUGUAAUCACAAUAUUCCCUCUCUCUGUAACCCCAUGUUGACCAUAUUUAUUCUGAUCAUGAUUUAUCUCACAAUUUCAUUUCGCUUAGAAACUGAUUCAAGUGAACACUACUUUAUAUUAGUCAGCUCCAACAUUAACGAUUUUAUUUUAUAUAAUAAACAACAAUUCCUGAUUCACAUAUUCACAAUUUCCAAAUGAUCAUGUACUCUGUGCCUUAAAUCUGGCCAAUUUUAUGGAUUAUUAAUCUGAAUUUAUAAUUUCACAGAUUAAAAUCAUGAGCCAGUUGAAGCUAGACCACCAUUGAAAACCUGGAUGCACUGGACGGCCGUUUCGUUCUAGUACGGGACUCUUCAGCAGUGCGCAUUCACGAACCCGCCCCCCCCCGACGGGAUUCGAACCCAGGACCUACUGGCUUCGCGCGCAAGCACUUAACCAUUGGACCACUGAGCCGGCUGGCAUCCAACGGUGUUAAUGCCUAACUUCAACCAAUCCAUGAAGUUGCGCCAUCGAAUACCAAUGUCUUCAGUGAGCUGAUAUCUCACAACAGACCUGGUUGAACUCCACUGGUGACGGCUUCUCACUAGAACUCCAGGAGGUUCUCCUGAAGUCAGUCACUAGUGAGCAGUUGAUUAUUAUCAGAAUGAGUUUUGUGGAGAUUUUAGUAAAUUUCACAGAUUGAAAUCAUGAGUCAGUUGAAGCUUAUAAUUGUAGAACCUGAUGAGAAAUUCAUUGAAAAGAAUAUUCUUCAUUCAUACAAUUGUGUUUUUAAUAUAUUAAUUCAUUGAGUAUCAGUUGAUCACAACUAUAGUGUGUGCUACUUAUGUCGACUAUAAGUAGUAUGUAAUGCCAUUCAGGAAUAGAAUGCCUAGUGGCAGAAGGUUAAGAAGAUCAAAGAAAAGAGAACGAGAAUAGAGAAUGAUUGAUGUAGAAACGAAGGGACAAUGAAAAUUUUGCAAAUGAAGUAUUAGAGUAUGAUUUCUCUAUUUUACCAAACAACUCUGUAAUUUUAUGCUGAAUUUAUCGACUGUCUUCACCCGUGUUGUCGUUCACUAAACAACAACAGAGUAAAUUAUGAAAAUGUGAAGUAAAAUGAACUGGAAUUCAUUACGAAUACAAUAACACCUUAAAACAUGUUUCUUUUAUAUUUAUUUCGGCGAGAUUAUAAUUUAUGAACGAACCAAUCAGGUGUUAGAUAGCAGGUCUCGAAUUUUGAAGCGAAACUCACUUAUCCAUUUAGGUAAAUAGAGUUUUAUCAGGAGGGGUUUUGUGGAGAUUUUAGAAAUUUCACUAGUUGAAACCAUGAGUCAAUUGAAGCUAGACCAUCAUGGAAAACCUGGAAGCACUGGACGGUCGUUUCGUCCUAGUAUGGAACUCCUCCGAAGUAUGCAUUUACGAUCCCGCCUCCCGCGAGACUGAUAGAUCCUGGGUUCGCAUCUCGCGGGCAGCGGGAUCAUGGAUGCGCACUUCUGAGGAGUUCCAUACUAGGACGAAACUAACGUCCAGUGCAUCUAGGUUUUCGAUGGUGGUCUAACUUCAAUUGACUCAUGAUUUCAAUUAUUGAAAUAGAAUUUUGGCUCUUGUAAAAACGCACAAUAGUACAAAUAUUGAUUCAUAGUGAAUUCACAUGAGAAACUUAUGGUAUAUUUUCAGUAUUGGGAUUUGUUCGACUAGUCAGGAUACUCAAGCGUAAGUCUCUAUUGAACGUACAAUCAUCAAAUUCAAUAGUUGGAAAGUUUUAAAUUUGAAUGUUUAGAUAUGGAUUGUUCAUUUUAACAUAAAUUAUUUUGUUUCAAGUAAUACUGUUGUCUUUUUGAUCAUUAUUUUGACUUAUAGCAAACUGGUUUGGCGGCACAGUGUCAUCAUCAACCUGGCAGACGAGCAUCAUUGAUUGAAUUGCAAUUAGUUCACAAAGAUGUGUACACAGUUUUAUUUGGCAGUAAUCCAGCAAGCAGAUGUCGGAUUGAUCCAACUCUUUUAGCCACAGUACGUUUAUGUAGGCUAGCCUGUGGCGGAGUUGGUGUAGAUUCUGAUACAGCUUGGCAUACUGCUGGACAUACAGCUCAUGCAGCGAGACUGGCAGCUGGUUGUGUUGUUGAUUUGGCAUGUCGUGUAAUGCUUGGUCAAUGUCCCAAUGGUUUUGCUUUAGUAAGACCACCCGGACACCAUGCAGAACCAGGUCAAGCUAUGGGAUUUUGUUAUUUCAACUCAGUGGCAAUUGCUGCUAAACGAGCUCAAUUCCUUGGUUCAACAGCACUAGAUACUGAAAGAAGCUCUGUAAUUUCUUCUUUAGCAACCACCUUGUUUGAUCAAUCAACUUUUCUCCCAUACACUAUGGAAUCCGCACUCAAACCACGAAUUUUAAUAGUAGACUGGGAUAUUCAUCAUGGAAACGGAACUCAAACAGUAUUUUACACAGAUCCAACUGUAUUGUACAUAUCACUUCACAGACAUGAUGAAGGGGGAUUUUUCCCCGGUACUGGAUCACCUGAAGAGAUAGGCUCUGGUCCUGGUGAGGGAUUUACUAUUAAUAUUGCUUGGCCAUCAGGAAUAGUUAUGUCUGAUGCCGAGUAUUUAGCAGCAUUUCGUUUGAUUAUUCUACCCGUCGCCUGUGAAUUUCAACCUAGUCUUGUUUUAAUUUCCGCUGGUUUCGACGCCGCUCCCGGUCAUUCAGCUAAUCUCGGUGGUUAUUCAGUAAGUCCAGCUGCUUUUGGUUGGAUGACACGUCUAUUAUCAAUUGAUCGUAUUGCUAAUUCCAAAGUAGUGUUAUCCCUAGAAGGUGGUUAUGAUAUGAACAGUCUUUGUGAUUGUACCGAAGCUUGUGUACGAGCAUUACUUAGAUCAGCAGCUGAAAUAAAUGAAAGAAAUUCAAUACCUAUCAAUGUUCCAGAUUUAAUUCCUUUAAAACAAUCCGAAUUAGAUCGAGUCCCACAUCCUUUAGCAAUACAAACUUUAUUAAAAGUUGCACAAUUACAUUCUGUCUAUUGGACAAGUUUUUCUAAUGAAAUCGAUACACAAUAUGCAUCUAUGCCAGCUAGUAGUUGGUUACCAACAAUAUUUGAUCAUUCAAUUGAAAUUAAAAAUAUGAAUUUAACAAAUGAGCAGAUUUCAGUAGUAUCUACAAAUGAUACAACAAUAAAUGUGAAUAAACGUUAUUUAAAAUCUUUCAUUAAACAAACACCAUUCACUAAUGAAUUGAAUGAAAUUACAUCUGGAAAUAAUACAGAACAUAAUAAUCGAUAUUUCAAUUUUGUUAUGCGACAAGCAUCAUCAAUGGAUGAAACAAAUGAAAGUGAAAUGAAAUCAAAUUCUAUCAUAAGAAGAAGAAGAAGAUCAACCACUGGUAUUACAGGAUCUAAUAUUAAUUCUAUAUCAUCAAUAGGAGAUACAAAUGAAACUAUAACACGUAUUGCAUUAACACGUUUAGCUGAAUUACAUGUCACUUCACAACCUGAAUAAUAAUGUAUAUAACAUACCGGUUAAUAGUUUAAUGUUAAGGUUGUGAUUGAACAUAGAAUACUACUACUACUACUACUACUACUACUACUACUACUACUACUACUACUACUACUACUACUACUACUACUAC
Molecule: messenger RNA, 5675 nt
Organism: Schistosoma haematobium
Lineage: Eukaryota; Metazoa; Platyhelminthes; Trematoda; Strigeidida; Schistosomatidae
Product: Histone deacetylase
Exons: 1
Coding region: 4202-5545 (447 amino acids)
Biological process (GO): chromatin organization
Cellular component (GO): histone deacetylase complex
Molecular function (GO): histone deacetylase activity
Source: RefSeq, a predicted model, not a curated record